This is a messenger RNA of Juglans regia (Persian walnut), 777 nucleotides long. RefSeq lists its product as uncharacterized. The coding region runs from base 78 to 659 and encodes 193 amino acids. NCBI's taxonomy places the organism in Eukaryota, Viridiplantae, Streptophyta, Magnoliopsida, Fagales, Juglandaceae. The record is from RefSeq and is a predicted model, not a curated record. The transcript has 2 exons.
CAUCUACGCUGAGUAAUGCAUAUAGAAAUCAUCAUGGUCAAAUCGCCCAAAAUGUACUAUGCCUAUGCGACUUCAAUAUGAAGUUCACGUAUGUAUAUACUGGCUGGGAGGGUACAGCACAUGAUGCAAGAGUAUUCCUGGAUGCAUUGAGUCGACGUCGGAAUCAAUUCCCAUGGCCACCCGAAGGCUAUUAUUACCUUGUCGAUUCCGCAUUUCCAUGCAUUGAGAAAUUUAUGCCUCCAUAUCCGCGAGAGAGGUAUCAUCGGUCUGAUCGUUAUAGCGGUCGUCAAUUCCGAGGAUAUAAAGAUUAUUUCAACUUCCGACAUUCCUCGCUGCGCAACAUUAUUGAACGUACAUUUGCGUUAUUGAAGAAUCGAUUUCAAAUAUUGAGUGCGAUGCCUCGCUAUCGCCCUACGAGGCAAGGGAUGCUUGUUACCGCAUGUUGUACGCUGCACAACCUUAUUAGAACGGUAACGCCAAAUGAUGAGUUCAUUCAGGCAGCAUUGACGCUUCAGUUUAGUGAAGAAAAUAUGACCGGGAACGAUGAGGCAGGCGAGCCCUCUGAAGUGGUUGACAUGUCCCAUGAGUCGGCCGGAGCUAUGGCAGCACAGAGAGAUGCGAUUGCGAUCCCCAUGUGGGAAGAUAGGUUUGGAGCAUGAACGUGUACAAGUUUAUUUGAAAACACUUUAUGAUUUGGUCAUUACUUAGGUAAUGACAACUGUUGGGAAUGUUAAUGAACACUGGGCGAUUUAUUUUCUAUUGUUUGCAAACUUAUCA